UCUCGACGCUCAAGAACACGAGCAGCAUCUCCAGCCAUGGCGAUGCUCGCGAGGAUUUUCACGAAGAAAAAUCCUGACGCGGGUGGUGGUGAGGAUGAAGCACCAAAAAAGAGACAAACAAUGCUCGCUAGAGUUUUCACGAGAAAAGCAGCUGCUGAGAAGCCUGUUAUACCCUCAAAACCCAAGGUGUGGCUUGGGCAGUGUAAGAUCGAGGAGUUUGAGCUCGGGCGUGUCCUGGGGACUGGCAGCUUUGGCCGCGUCCAAGUAGCACACCACAAGGCCAACAAGCAAGUUUGUGCUGUUAAGUCUUUGUCAAAGGCGUCUAUUGUCAAGACAAAGCAGGCAUGUGAACACUCCUUCCGUGAUUAGUCAUGUAAACAGGUUGCUCAUGUGAUGGCAGAGAAGAACAUUCUUCAGAGGCUUGACUUCCCGUACAUUGUUAAUCUGCUGGGAUAUUGCCAAGACGACAGAUGUGUCCACCUCGUCAUGGAAUACGUUUGCGGCGGUGAGUUUUUUACUUAUCUUCGCCACACGGGUCGAUUUGAUGAAGCAACAUCUAGAUUCUAUGCUUCUCAAGUUCUUCUCGCCUUCGAACAUAUCCAUGGAAUGGAUAUUAUCUAUCGUGACUUGAAGCCUGAAAAUUUGCUUCUUGACGAGAAGGGAAACAUUAAGAUAGCCGACUUUGGUUUUGCAAAGCAAAUUGACAGAAGAACGUAUACUCUAUGCGGAACGCCUGACUAUUUGGCUCCAGAGAUCAUUCUCAACAAAGGUCACGGAAAACCUGUUGACUGGUGGGCCUUUGGCGUUUUGAUUUACGAGAUGCUCGCAGGGUAUCCUCCAUUCUACGAUGAUGAUGCUAUUGGAACAUAUCAGAAGAUCUUAGCGGGUAAAUUACAAUUUCCAGGACACUUUUCUCGCAGUGCGAAGGAUCUCGUAAGAAGGCUUCUCACUGCAGAUCUCACCAAGCGGAUUGGGUGUCUGAAGGAUGGUGUGGAUGAAAUCAAAAAUCAUUCUUGGUUUGCGAACGUGAAGUGGGACAAUGUCCUUGCUAAAAAGGACACUCCACCAAUAAGGCCGAAAGUAGCUGGCUUGGAUGAUACAAGCAAUUUUGAGGACUAUUCGAAGCUGGAGCCGAUGCACCAUGAAUUCGAGCUAUCAGCGGAAGAGCAAGAACUGUUCAAAGACUUGUAAGAGAUCAUUUUUUGGUUUCUGUGUUUUGUUUGUACAAAUUGGCAAAUUGCUGCUCAACCCGUACUUAGCUGUUGGGAGUGAUUGCACCAAAAAAAAAAAACGUGCUUGCUUCCUUCCUGUUA
Molecule: messenger RNA, 1313 nt
Organism: Selaginella moellendorffii
Lineage: Eukaryota; Viridiplantae; Streptophyta; Lycopodiopsida; Selaginellales; Selaginellaceae
Product: cAMP-dependent protein kinase catalytic subunit alpha
Exons: 13
Coding region: 394-1191 (265 amino acids)
Biological process (GO): peptidyl-serine phosphorylation; signal transduction
Cellular component (GO): cAMP-dependent protein kinase complex
Molecular function (GO): cAMP-dependent protein kinase activity; ATP binding
Source: RefSeq, a predicted model, not a curated record